Molecule: messenger RNA, 2094 nt
Organism: Aspergillus thermomutatus
Lineage: Eukaryota; Fungi; Ascomycota; Eurotiomycetes; Eurotiales; Aspergillaceae
Gene: nop9
Product: RNA-binding RNA processing protein NOP9
Exons: 1
Coding region: 1-2094 (697 amino acids)
Biological process (GO): endonucleolytic cleavage to generate mature 5'-end of SSU-rRNA from (SSU-rRNA, 5.8S rRNA, LSU-rRNA); endonucleolytic cleavage in ITS1 to separate SSU-rRNA from 5.8S rRNA and LSU-rRNA from tricistronic rRNA transcript (SSU-rRNA, 5.8S rRNA, LSU-rRNA); ribosomal small subunit export from nucleus
Cellular component (GO): preribosome, small subunit precursor; 90S preribosome; nucleolus
Molecular function (GO): RNA binding
Source: RefSeq, a predicted model, not a curated record
AUGCCGCGUGAAAAGCAGAAAAGAGGUCGUCGAGCGGAGGACAAGGCCAAAAAAGACGCAGCCAAACGGAAGCGCGAUGAAGGUCCUGAAGAUUCGGCGGUUAAGAGAUUGAAGCCCUCCACCGAGACUGAUACUUUAAACAAUGAAAUCACCCAAGGAGCGGAUUACAUACCCCUGGAGGACGGCAGAAACGAGGUUUUCAUGGACGAUGCGCCCUCGAACGACAUGCCUUUCUACGGUCUCCUGGACAGCGAAGAGCAGGAAUACUUUUCGCGAGCCAACGAGAUAUUGGAACUGAACCAGUUCCAGGAUGCGGAAGAGCGAAGGCUUUUCGUCGACAGUGUCUACAGGGAAGCGGAGGGGAAAGAAUUGAAGGUUGCUUGCAGUCAGUCUUGCUCGCGGCUUAUGGAGAAAUUGAUUUCGCUCUCCGACAUGCGCCAUAUUCGGAGACUCUUUAGCAAGUUCAUUGGCCAUUUCUUGCAUCUUGUGCAGCAUCGGUUUGCGAGCCAUUGCUGCGAGACACUGUUCAUCAACGCAGCACCUGGAGUGACAGAAAAGAUUUCCAAGUCGAAAGGCCGCAAGGCGGAAGUGGACGAGGAGGACGAGCCUGAACCAGAGUUGUCGCUGGCGGAAAUGUUCAUGAAGGUCGUUGAGGAAUUAGAGGGGAAUUGGGGUUAUCUGUUGACGGAACGCUUUGCGUCGCAUACAAUCAGAGUCUUGUUACUGGUUCUUGCCGGGGAGCCAGUCGACUUGUCAUCCACUGAUUCGGUUGUCGCCAGCCGGAAGAAGGAAAGGUUGGGAAUCGUAAACACGGACGCAUCCGAGGAAAAGUUCGUUGCGGAGAGGCGUGGAGUACCAGAGUCUUUCGAGGCUACGCUGAAGAAAGUUAUGAGUGACAUGGUUUCCGGGCUCGACAACACCUACUUGAGAGCCCUGGCAACCCACCCUGUAGGGAACCCCGUCUUACAGGUGCUGGUAUUCCUUGAAUUGUCGCACUUUGGCAAGGCGAGCGCUAAGGAUCCCAACUCAAUCAUCAGGAGGCUCAUUCCGGAUGAUGAUUUCGCGGAGAAUGCUGAGAGCUCAACAUUCGUCAGAGGCUUACUCUAUGAUCCCGUCGGUUCUCGUUUGCUCGAGACUAUCAUCAAGUCCAUGCCUGGAAAGCUCUUCAAGGGACUCUACAAGAACAUUAUUCGCGACCGCAUUGGCUCUCUUGCACGCAAUACAACAGCUGGAUAUGUGGUUCUCAGGACACUUGAAAGGCUAGGAAAGGACGAUCUACAAGAUGCUAUGGAGUUAAUCAUUCCUGAAAUCCCUGGUCUCAUUGAGCGAUCUCGAUUGAUUGUCCCUAAAGUGUUGAUCGAGCGAUGCCUCGUUCGUGGGGUUGACACGAAGUCGCUUUCAGAGGCCUUGGAAUCCGCUUACGACGGAGACCCGGCUCGAAGAUUGGAGCAAAUGCUCAAGCUUGACCCCCCGGCAAGUGAGGAAGACUCAGAGGAGAAGCAGAAGCAGUCGGGCAACAAUCAGACAGCCGCCGCAGAGAAAUUACACGGCUCCCUCCUUGCUCAGACAAUGCUUACAGCUUCCGGGCCCAUGAGCGGGCUCAUUUAUUCGAGCCUGCUAGCACAGUCUUCAGAAUCACUUCUCAGAUUAGCCAAAGAUCCCACAGCCUCCCGUGUUCUUCAGCAGGCCCUGACUGUACCAACUUCAACAUCUCAAUUCCGGCGCCAGUUUACAACGCGCUUCUCGGGUCAUUUGACGGAACUCGCGCUUGAUAGCAGUGGAUCACACGUUGUGGACGCUUUAUGGCCGGCAACGAAAGACCUAUUCUUUGUCAAGGAAAGGAUGGCACAGGAAUUGCUCAAAGAUGAAUUGACUCUCCGAGACUCUUUCGUUGGCAGAGCAGUAUGGAGGAAUUGGUCCAUGGACCUCUACAAGAGACGGCGAGGAGAGUGGGCUGCGAAGGCGAAAGGCCUGGACAGUACUGAAAACGGCCAGGGCGAGCGACCUAAGUCUCGCAUUGAAUUAGCCCGGGCCAAAUUCGCAGCAAAGGCAGCGGAAGAGAGUUCUAAGGCGCCGGUAGCUGCUAAGACAUGA